AUGCAUAGAAUCCGCGCUUUGUUCAGACGAGCAUUCACGCCGACCAAUGGAAGCAUCAACGUGACUUUAAGCGGCAACGACGCUGUAUGCGCGCCACAGAAGAAGCUAGCUUUUCGGCGGCUGGUGUGUGACCGCCUUUCGCUCUCGUCGUAUUCGCUUCUCGAUGACGACUUCAGACGCCUUUCCAGGUAUAACUGUAGUGUUUUGACGACCAAUAAAUUUGUUUUUACCGGGCUUAGUGCCUUCCUCGUGGUACCUGGAGGAUUUGCUCUGCUCACAACGCCGUCUGAAGUCUCUUAUGACCUGACUUCACAUCAAUUCAAGCUCAGCAGUGCGACACUGUCAUGGCUCUCUGCAACAGCGCUGACGUUUUACCUAACGCGAUACCACAAGCCUCAAAUCUGUUUUAGCAUUGGCGUAACACUUGUUGGACUACUUGGGUCCUGGGGUAGUCUCAUCGCGGAACUAUAUUCCGAAUUCGGUUGUUAUUGCGGUCUUUUAACGAGCUAUAUGCUGUUUGGGGUGGCAGUAUGCCCCUAUCGGCUUAGACCUCUACGCCUCACAGGUAAUGAAACUUUGUCUCAGUUCAUUUUAUUUACCGGGCUUCGAGUAUUUAAUCACGAUCCCGGAAGUGCGCUCGGCCCUGGCGGCUCACGUAGCACCCCGCUCAUGCCAGUGUGUGUUGCCAAACCGAUAUUCUGGACAGCCGGUCUCAAUACGUUGCUUCUGUUGUUGACUGCGUGGCGGAGGUAUUAUGUAAAGGAGAAGCUGGCCACUUCCAAGCCGGAGGAUAUCAUAAGACGGUACGAAGCAACCCACGGACGACCUGAUUGA
Molecule: messenger RNA, 834 nt
Organism: Babesia bigemina
Lineage: Eukaryota; Apicomplexa; Aconoidasida; Piroplasmida; Babesiidae
Exons: 4
Coding region: 1-834 (277 amino acids)
Source: RefSeq, a predicted model, not a curated record